AUCCGGGACUGUGGUCUGCCCGUGGCGUGCCAUCCGGGACUGUGGUCUGCCCGUGGCGUGCCAUCCGGGACUGUGGUCUGCCCGUGGCGAGCACCGCAUCACUGCCGAACAUGGCCGCGGCUCAUCUGCUCCUGCUGCUGGCGGCGUCGGCCGCCGGACGCCACCUGGACGCCGACGACGUUGGCCUGGGUGCCGGGGGUGACGGGGCGUACCCCGAGGAGCUCAACCCGACGCUGACCGACGACGGCCUGACCCUGAUCGAGUCGGACAUCGUGCUUCCGGAGGGCGUUGACCGGCGGGCGCUCAUGGCCAAGCGGUGGCCGCUGGGCGAGGCGGUGCCGUUCGUGGUGACGCCGGAGGUGGAGCAGCGGCGCACCAACAUCGAGGCCGGCAUCAGUCACAUAGAGGACGUCACCUGCGUGACGUUCCGGGAGGAGCCUGUCGAGUUCGCCGGGGCGCCACAUCUGCGUUUCAUCAACGGCAGUGGCUGCUACUCGUUCCUCGGCCAGAUGCAAAACAAACUCAGCGGUCAGUCCGUCUCGAUCGGCAAAGGCUGCGCCGCACUGGUGACGGUGGCGCACGAGAUCAGCCAUGCGCUCGGCUUCUUCCACGAACAGUCGCGACCCGACCGUGACCAGUACGUCGAGGUUUUGUGGGACAACAUCAAGCAGGGCAAAGAGGCCAACUUCAGGAUUAAGGAGAACGCCGAAACGCUCGGCGUCAAGUACGACUUCCGCUCUAUCAUGCACUACGCUAAGUUCGCCUUCUCCACUACGGGCAUGCCGACGCUUCGUUCGGUGGACCCUCUGCAGGGGCACUUGGUGGGACGGCGCAUAGGAGAGAUGACCCACCGCGACCGCGCAAUCACCAACAUCGCGUACCAAUGCGCCAACCACUGCACCGAGCCGCCCGCCUGCCAGAAUGAAGGCUACGUGGACAAGUUCUGCCAGUGCGUUUGCCCAGAGGGUGUGGAAGGCGCGCUUUGUGAGAACGUGCCGGAUGACUACAGCUACUACGGCCCGGUGUGCGGCGACACCGACAUCACGACGCCCGGCGUGAUCACCUCCCCCGGCUACCCCGACUCCAUGGAGAAGGACCGCCACUGCUACUGGCUGGUGACGGCGCCGAGCGGCUUCGCCGUCCGCCUCACAGUCACCGACGUCUCGAUGAACGACUCCCCGAACUGCAAGCGCGAUCGUAUGUCGAUCCGGGUGGAGGGAGACCUGCGCGACGAGAUCGAGUCCGAUUGCAACACGCGCCUCACCGGCCGCUCCUUCGUCUCGGUCGGCAACCGGCUGCUGGUGUACUUCCGCACCCGCGGCCGUUCCAGUCGCGGCCGACGCUUCAGCGGGUCGGUCGAGUUCGUGCCGGACGUGUAGAUCGCGGGGCGCAAAGCAGGCUGCGGACGGGGAGACGGGCGCUUCAUUCAAGAAAGUGGCAGUGGGUGAUCCUAGCCGAAUCGACACCACUGUCUUGCAGGCAGCUGUUUGCUGAUCUUGCUUACGAAUACGGCGUGCCCUGUUUGGCAUUCAUCUGAUUUUUUUAGUUGGUUCGUUGAUGUUUGUGUUUUUAUUGAGUUACGCCAACUAUCAGGCACUACUCCAAACAUCAACGGCCAGAAAAUCUGGUACACAAACAUGAUCAUACCAUUCUCAUGAGUGGUGUGAAGGGAAUCGUUCGAUUUUGGGGUAUGUAGGUGUGGCCUACUUUUUUGUAUCUGCCUCAAACACACGACAUUCGGGUGUGCCAUAGUUUGUUAUCAUUGUGCUGAGGUGUCGUUGCUGGUAAACGUCAACCAUGUUCCUUCACCCUCACCGGUAUCUCCUGUUUCCGGAUAGUGUUUUUAUCUGCCUUUGUUGCUCAAUUAAAAGGCAUUAAGCAUGGAUCACAUGCACGUAGAAACACACUUUUUCUGCUACGCGUAAUGGUAUGGGAGAAGGUAACUCUACACGACCUAUGGUGAGCAUAUUUCUUGCCUGAUCACCGUCCCGUCAAAAAAAAACAUGAGCCAGAUGAAGGCCAUGCGCAGUUUUUUCGUAAAACUCUGGCCAAACAAGUUCCAAAACUUUGUCAAAUAUUAUUUUCAUAUUCACCUCACAGAUGCACGUCAACGUCUUACUUGAUCUGAAAAUGACUCGUUAACAUUGAAACAGACUCAAUUUGGAUCCCGAUGCUGUCUUCAACAAGUUUAUUUUCAAACCUAUUUAGUGAUGAACUUUGUUAGAAAUAUUUUCCUGCCAAAAACUUUAAAAAUGUGUUUUACCUCAUCUUUUUACGUCGCACUGCAAAAUAAACUGUGCGUUUUCCGGUUCUGUAACACUUGUCUUCAUUUACCGUUGUUGCGCAGUUAUAGUGCUUCAAAUGUUGCUAAAAUCUCGAAAAAUUAGGAAUUCAAGUAUUUAAAGAUGUCAAGAUACUAUUUAAGCUAAAAGUUACCCAGUGGGCA
Messenger RNA from Pollicipes pollicipes, 2446 nucleotides. Its product is annotated as blastula protease 10. NCBI's taxonomy places the organism in Eukaryota, Metazoa, Arthropoda, Thecostraca, Pollicipedomorpha, Pollicipedidae. Gene Ontology annotation, biological process: proteolysis. The transcript has a single exon. Bases 111 to 1379 code for a protein of 422 amino acids. The record is from RefSeq and is a predicted model, not a curated record. Gene Ontology annotation, molecular function: zinc ion binding; metalloendopeptidase activity.